Molecule: messenger RNA, 642 nt
Organism: Dovyalis caffra
Lineage: Eukaryota; Viridiplantae; Streptophyta; Magnoliopsida; Malpighiales; Salicaceae
Source: the annotation of a GenBank genome assembly
AUGACCAUGGCUUCUUUAUCUAAACCACCAACAUCGUUAUCCCUGCACGCUCUCUCCAACCGUGUCUCUUUAUUUUCCCCUCCGGCAGUGGUGUUAUCUUUUCCGUUUAAUGGAACGGCUUUGGGUAGUCGGCGUGUGAGCGCGAUUAAGACAGGAUCAGACGGUUCAGAUUUGCUGAGAAAACCGAUUGUACCGUCAGGGAAGGACUUGAUUGGAGUUUCUGAAGAAGUAGAGGACAGUGAAGGGGAAAAGGAAGAAGAAGAAGAUGAAGGAUUUGUGGAUUGGGAGGACAGGAUAUUGGAGGAUACGGUCCCACUUGUUGGGUUUGUUAGAAUGCUUCUUCAUUCUGGCAAAUAUGAAAGUGGUAACAGAUUGAGUCCGGAGCAUGAGAGGACUAUCGUGGAUAGAUUGCUUGCUUAUCAUCCAGAUUGUGAUAAGAAGAUUGGAUGUGGAAUUGACUAUAUCACAGUUGGGUAUCAUCCUGAUUUUGUGGACUCGCGAUGUUUGUUCAUAGUUCGAAAAGAUGGGCAAUUGGUUGACUUUUCUUAUUGGAAAUGCAUAAAGGGCUUGAUCAAGAAGAACUAUCCACUAUAUGCAGACAGUUUCAUUCUCAGACAUUUCCGACGGCGGAGAAGGAGUUGA